This is a messenger RNA of Callorhinus ursinus (northern fur seal), 1662 nucleotides long. RefSeq names its product mitochondrial ribosomal protein S15 (gene MRPS15). Gene Ontology annotation, cellular component: ribosome; mitochondrial small ribosomal subunit. Gene Ontology annotation, molecular function: RNA binding; structural constituent of ribosome. The record is from RefSeq and is a predicted model, not a curated record. Gene Ontology annotation, biological process: mitochondrial translation. NCBI's taxonomy places the organism in Eukaryota, Metazoa, Chordata, Mammalia, Carnivora, Otariidae.
GCUUAACGACUGAGCCACCCAGGCGCCCCAAAUGUUAUUUUUAUUUCAUUCAAAAUUUAUUUUUCCUGCUUUUAAUUUGUAGUUGUCUUUACACCCCUCAUUUCACAAAUAUUAUCAUAGCAAAUACUUACUUAAUGCCUACUGUAUAGCAGGCAGGUCCCUUGCACACAACUGCCUCAGUUAAUACCCCAACAACAUAAAGAGUAGGUACUGUUAUUCCCAUUCCCGUUUGAUGAAUGAGUACACCGUGGCCCAGAAAGGUGGGGUGGUUUGCCCACAGGAUCACAGUGAGUAAACAGCUGAGCUUCAAUUCCAGCCCUGAGCUGUCUCAUUCCAAAAUAAACGACCUUCAUCACGAGGCUUACAAGGCUGCCCGAGAGGAGGCUGAAUGAAACCCAGUAGCUCUUACGGGGCCUCAUCCUGGAACGCGGUGGGAGAGGAGGUAGAAAGACUAGGUUGGGGGAGAAGACUAAGGCAGGCCCUAAGAAAAACCUCCAAAAAACCGCGGCUCAAGGUCAGGAACAUAGAGUGGGAUGAAGGGUGGGAUGCAUGCCCAAGAAAAAAAACGGCAUCUUGGAAUUUAUACAGCACCGCACACCACUAACCAGGCCCGCAACCACCCAGCCUCCUGCCCUGCGCCGCUGCUAAACUGACCUCUCCCCUGGACCCAAUCCCGCCGCACCCCGAGUCUCGCCUUUCUAAUCCAUUGUCUCGGUCCUCAUCUGCUCCGGUCUCGCAACUGCGCUCCAUUGGUCGAGCCUGAGCCAGCAUGGCGGCGCCCAUGUAACACGGUUUGUCCCGCGAAAGGGACGGCGGCCGUGGCGCCGGCCCCGCGCGGUCACAAGUCACCAUGCUGAGGACGGCGUGGAGGGCGCUGAGGUCGCUUCGGACCCAGGCAGUGGCCCAGGCCCCAGUCCUUGGGCUGCCGGGCGGAGCGUGUGCCAGGCCUCCCUCCCUCCAGUGGGGCCUUCCCUCUCCUCGCGGUGUCGUCCUCCCGGCCGUUCGCGGAUAUGCCACCCAGAAACCACCAGUCCAGCCCAGCCAAGAAGAUGACCCGCCGCCUUCCACGCUGCUCAAAGACUACCAGAACAUUCCUGGAAUUGAGAAGUUUGACGAUGUCGUGAGAAGACUCUUGUCUUUAGAAAUGGCAAACCAGAAGGAGAAGCUAAAAAUCAAGCAACAGCAGCUGAUGAACAAGAUUGUGGCAAACCCUGAGGACACCAGCUCCCUGGAGGCUCGAAUUGUUGCUUUGACUGUCAAGAUCCGCAGUUACGAAGAACACAUGCAGAAACAUCGAAAGGACAAAGCCCACAAGCGCUAUCUGCUGAUGAGCAUUGAUCAGAGGAAAAAGAUGCUCAAAAACCUCCGGAAGACCAACUACAGUGUCUUCGAGAAGAUAUGCAAGGAGCUGGGGAUUGAGUACAUCUCUCCCCCUCUGUACCACCGGAAAGGCCACCGACGCUGGGCAGCCAAGAAGGCCCUGUGCAUUCGGGUCUUCCAGGAGGUACAAAAGCUCAAGAAGCAAAAAAGGGCCUUAAAAGCUAAAGCAGCAGCGGCCCGGAAACAGAGCCAGAAGAACCCAGAGAGCCCUUCCAAAACUGGACCAGAGGCAGUCAAAGAAAACCAAUAAAUUUUAUUUGAGUUCUGUCUCUCUGCCUUAAA